UAAGACUCUGACCUCAAAAGCAGAAUGUCCCGCCGUCUACCUGCUUGCGAUCCGUGCCGGUCUUCAAAGCUGUCGUGCGAUCACACCAAGCCAGUCUGUCAACGAUGUGCACACAGACGAAUCGCAGACCAAUGUUCGUACCGAGACCGCCCAUUCAAGAAAAGAGCACUCCGAACCCUUUCACAACGCACUUUCGAUACACCACAGAGCGCUGGGCCACCAAAUCCUCACGUCUUUGCGCCGUCUACACCGUCUACAGGUACUCCGAGGCAGCCUCGACGAUAUCCAAACCCGGGCUAUCUUGGCACAUCAAGUCAUACAACCUUCUUUGACCAUUUCUCCGAGAACGACUGGAAUCAUUCGAGAUCUGCCUCUCGAGACGAAGUCGAUCAUGGCUUGAAUGCCGUCAGCGCCGCUGUUAGUAUUGAUCGGCUUGAGCAAGGCGCAAAAUUGAUCGUGCAGGUCCUCGACGCUGCAAAUCUGGAGGCUUGGAGGUCUCUGGUCGAGGCUUGGGUCGCGAGUGGCAUCAACCUACCUGUCGCUGAGCCCUUUACAGUAUCUUGCGCGAGAGCAGCAUGCUCAUCCAUUGCUCUGAGAGACAACAACACAUUGAAAAGUCUUGAAGGCCUUGCAGCUACAACGAGAGCAUCAAGAGCGCUCUUCACUGAGUCCUGCAGGCCUCUUAGGGUAGCUGCCACUGACACCAUUGAAACCUUCUGUCAGCUCUUCUGCAGAAAGGUAGCUCGCUGGGAGACGCUUGGCCUCUUUUUCACGAGCGUUUCGCGUGCAACCAUCGAUAUUACCCAAUUUGAAGGGAUAUACACAUCAGAACAAGAGCGCCGAGCUGUGCGUAAACUUGCUAUGCAGUUUGCGGAUACCUGCCUCGAUAUUUCCAUCUCGUUAGAUUGCCUAAACGAUCUGCAAUUGAUCCUGCAGUACGAGAACUUCAUUUUACAUUCGCUUGUAGAUGGCGACCAGAGUUAUCAUUCCUGGCGCAGGCUAGGAGACGUCGUGAGCUCGCUGUUCGCACUGGGCUAUCACGAACAGCUUGGAGAUCCUUCGACCACGGCGCCCUUUCUACGAGAGCUACGCUUCGUUGCGUUCAGCCGCACAUACUCUGCCGACAAGAACUGCUCCAUCUUCCUCGGACGCCCACCACGAAUGCUGAAAAGCUAUUGCCCGACAGCGAAUCUGCCUGACACCUGGGCACUUGACGAGGUCUUUACCUAUCGUGCCGAUACUCGUGUGCACCAUCUCUGUGCGUCAUUAAAAGAGGAUGUUCUCAACUUACACAAAGAACCGCAUGAAGUCAGGCUUCAAAGAGCCAAUCACAUACGGAACGCCGUAGCGACACAGUGGUCCGAGAUACCUGCAAAACUUCGUCUUGACAAACCUCUGUGUGAAUACGAUAGGCCUCAUGUGGAGAUUGACUUCCUCGCGAGUGCAAAGCUAAACUUUGCCCAUGUCAGGUUUCUGCUAGAGCUCACUAUUACCCCUCGCGUCUCGAGCCCCAGCAGUGAGCUGCUACGUACAUCGGCGGACAUGCUCAGCCUGGUGGUGGAGGCGAUCGUGCUCAAGGAACGUUUGGCGAACUCGGGUACUUCACUGGUCUGGAAGGUGGCCUACUACGGUCUCGCUGCCGCAGGCGUUCUCUGUCUGGCGUUGCUCUACAACACAUUAGACCGCGCUGCACUACACACAACGCCUUCCAAAGUCAUCCGCGAUCUGAGCGUACUAGUCGCCGAGAUCGAGAUGGGAGCCUUGCUCCACCCAGAAGACCCGAACUAUGCGCUGCUGUCUGGUGCCGCGUACGCUAUCAAGAAUCUUCUGGAUCGCACGAUAGCCAACAGGUUUGCCAAUCAUGUUGAUGCACAGGUUCUGCCAGAGGCGACAGCUUUGUCUCCGGGAAGAUGUAGCGACGUCGAAUUGAACGAUUGGAGUACACAUGGGUUGGACUUUGAUCCGGCGUUCUGGCUUAAUUUGUCCGAGCACCCGCUGCUUCUGACGCCUGAAGGCGAAGCUGGUUGAUAUGCAUAGCGUAGUACUGCGUAAUUAUGUGUUAUUUAUGGGGGCUUUUACAAGUGGCGUGCUACGAUCGCAUGGCAGAAGAAAUGCCACAGUGAC
Molecule: messenger RNA, 2124 nt
Organism: Aaosphaeria arxii CBS 175.79
Lineage: Eukaryota; Fungi; Ascomycota; Dothideomycetes; Pleosporales
Exons: 4
Coding region: 25-2028 (667 amino acids)
Biological process (GO): regulation of DNA-templated transcription
Cellular component (GO): nucleus
Molecular function (GO): zinc ion binding; DNA-binding transcription factor activity, RNA polymerase II-specific
Source: RefSeq, a predicted model, not a curated record